This is a messenger RNA of Magallana angulata, 2290 nucleotides long. RefSeq names its product putative protein FAM47C. The transcript has a single exon. The record is from RefSeq and is a predicted model, not a curated record. Lineage: Eukaryota; Metazoa; Mollusca; Bivalvia; Ostreida; Ostreidae.
UAGAUCAAUAAAAAUUUUUAAACGGAGUGAGCCCACAUAAAAGUAUAUUAAACUAUUAAUUUGAAGUAAUACAUACAAGUCUAUUUUGGAGAAAAAAAGACGUAAUAUUGGGGUGUUUCCUCCGUUUUAUACAAAAAACUCAUGUGAUUUUUUGGAUGUAUCUCAUUGGUAAAUUUUCGAUACAUACCCUCUUUUCACCACAAAUAAUUUUGUUUAAAAAAUCCUUAAAGUGUGGAAUUUCGUUCAACAAAGGGGGGGGGGGGGUUAACUGGUUUUUAGGUGAUAUGAAUUAAAAAACCAUUUACUCAACUGACAUUGAAUUGCGCUCAAAAACAAUCAAAAAUGGAGUAUUCACAUUAAAUUUGAAAUUUUCCAUCAAAUUGAGUAACGACCUUUAGCGAUACAUCAUCACUUUAAAAGGUGAUCAGGGUAACCUGACAUCACCUUACAUAGCUAUGCGGGUCACAUAUUGAAAUGUUCCAUUUUUCUCAUUAUUGGUGUCAACUCUAAUCAGUUAAACAAAUACGUUGCGUGAACUUUAAGUAAAAUCAUACACAUACAAAUCAUUUACAUUCAAUUCAUUCAAGUAACAACUUAAACUGCUCAUUUCAACAUGUUUUGUUUUAUACUUUGUGUUCUUCUAAUCGGAAAUAUAGCAGCGUGUGAUUUUUGUCAACCUACUGCCUUAGGUUCACAUUGCAUGGGUGAAAUUGUUUGUCCGACACACACUAAAGUUGUAACUGUACAGUGUUAUGUGAAAGAAAUUAUUUCCAGUGAGCCCAUCGGACAGUUAUUAAUUAAUUGACAGUGUGAUUCCAUUGAAAAUUUUGUACAUUUUUGUUUUAACAAUAACAUACGGGAAAUUGUGAUGCUGGAGGCAAAGUCAGAACCUCUCAUUUGUUCAGGUAAUUUUUUGUUAACAAAUCGUUCUGUCCUAAAAACACACUCCGUCUUCCAAAGUGUAGGGGGGGGGGGGGGUCAGAUAAAAUCAUCCUUUCUAUCUAUCUUUUCUUUCUUUCUCUAAACAUCUAAGGGUACCUUUUCGUGGGAAAACUCCGCCUCCUGUCCGAUUACACACUUUCAGCCAAUCGCUACCUUGUAAAAUACUGCUGACUACAAAGGAAAGGGUGCGCGACUCGUGAUCUCAGAUUUCAUUUCGUAACGAUGCCUUGCGAGCUAGUGAACGGGAAUCCUAUCUGUCCGCCAGGUACAUAUCAUAAUUGCAUAACUUACAUGUGUUCAAUACGAUGAUAUGAUUACGUUUUUAAUUGAAAUAAUUAUGAUUUCAGAAGUAACACCAUCACCCCAGAUGCCUGGGGAAACAGACGAAUGUAAGUCAUUAUUUGUUGAGUUAGUUUUGUUCUGUCCUCGUUCCUUUUUUUCGUUAUGUUAUUUUUAUUGUUAUUUUGGAAUUUUGUUACUGUUUAUUUUUUCCAGUUAUUUAAUAUUUACUGUAGAUACGAGUUCGCACCGUUCAACUUCGACGGGUACAACAAUCGUCAUUGAUCGGACACAACAUUUUAGAUCCACACCAAUGCCUACUACUCAGCUACAUACUCAAACAUCCAUUUUUUACAAUACACAGUCAUCAAUAUUUUCCCGAUUUCAUGAACAUACUUCCACUCCCGUUAUUACUUGGUCUACUAUACACGCAUCCAUCCCCCUCAGUACUCAGUCUAGGACACGUGUGCAUGUAUCCGUCCCCCUCAGAACGCAGUCUUGGGCACCCUUAACCACCCCCCUCACUACUCAGGCUAGAACACGUGCCACCACCCCCUUACUACUCAGGCUAGAACACAUACCACCACCCCCAUCACUACUCAGGCUAGAACACAUACCACCACCCCCCUUACUACUCAGGCUAAAACACGUAUCACCACCCCCCUCACUACUCGGCCUAGAACACGUACCACCACCCCCCUCGCUACUCAGGCUAGAACACGUACCACCACCCCCCUUACUACUCAGGCUAUAACACGUGUGAUCACCACACUCAUUAAUCAGACUAGGAUACAUACCACCAUGCCCCUCACUACUAAGGUCAGGACAUUCCUCACUACUCAGGUUAUGACACAUACCACCACCCCCUCACUACUCAGGCUAGUGACCAGACUUCCACCUACAAGAACACUAUCACAUCGAACAAUCAAAGUAAAUAUGUUUAUUUUUUCUCUAGCUUCUUAAUUCUUCCCAUAUUUAUUUUCCUGUGUUGCUUUAUCUACUGUCAAAAAAAUAAAAAUAAACACCAAUUAACUCUACCAGAUGAUUUUCCAAUGAAUGUGAUUAUUGA